AUACAUAAAUAAUUUGUCAUGAUGAGUUGUGGACGUGCAGCUGUGUUGAAUCUUUACCGGAAUUUAAUCCGGGAAAGCAAGAAAUGGAAUUCCUAUAAUUACAGAGAAUAUGCUCUCGCAAAAAUAAGACACGAGUUCCACGUCAAUCGCUGUAUUGCAGAUAGUGGAAAGAUAGAUGCAAUUUAUAAUAAAGGACUCGAAUCCCUGGAGAUGAUCAAGAGACAAGUGAUUGUUGGAAAUCUCUACGCCACGAGGCCUCUAGUUAUCGAAACGAAAGAUAAGGACAAGCUCCAGUCUUGUGGAUAAAUUCUUCAAUUUUUCGGGUUGAUUUUUCUAUGCAAUACAAAAUAAUUGAGAUUUGGUUACUUCCACAGUGGAGUGUCGUGUCAACUAGUGAGACAAGUGUACAAAAAUUAAUAGAAGAACCUGGCGUAUAAACCUGUGAGUUUUGCCGAAAACGGUUUUUCUAUGGAAUUUAAUUACAUAAUGUGGAUAUCUUUACGGUUAAAUCAUCAAUUAAAAAUUAAGAUUCAGUGUAUUUUUAUGAUUCCUGGAUAAUAAAUGUUUUCGUUUGAGCUACAGUAAA
Messenger RNA from Fopius arisanus, 586 nucleotides. RefSeq names its product LYR motif-containing protein bcn92 (gene bcn92). The transcript has 2 exons. Gene Ontology annotation, cellular component: mitochondrion; L-cysteine desulfurase complex. NCBI's taxonomy places the organism in Eukaryota, Metazoa, Arthropoda, Insecta, Hymenoptera, Braconidae. The record is from RefSeq and is a predicted model, not a curated record. Gene Ontology annotation, biological process: iron-sulfur cluster assembly. The coding region runs from base 19 to 306 and encodes 95 amino acids.